Molecule: messenger RNA, 210 nt
Organism: Peronospora matthiolae
Lineage: Eukaryota; Oomycota; Peronosporomycetes; Peronosporales; Peronosporaceae
Source: the annotation of a GenBank genome assembly
AUGGAUACGGACGGCCCUGAGCUUGUGACGCUGCUGGAAUUCUUAAAACCACCCAUGGGAAAACUUGUUAGAUCCAUCCGGAAUAUCCAUGGACGUUGCAAAGCUUGCAGCUUUGGCACGGAUCAGGUCUCCGGUGAGGGCAACUCCACGAUGCUGGCACUGCAAAAUCCAGAGGGCCACUGCUUCUUCCAAGGCAGGAUGUUUAACUGA